This is a messenger RNA of Trichosurus vulpecula (common brushtail), 2163 nucleotides long. It is a transcript of the gene F13B, whose product is annotated as coagulation factor XIII B chain. Lineage: Eukaryota; Metazoa; Chordata; Mammalia; Diprotodontia; Phalangeridae. The record is from RefSeq and is a predicted model, not a curated record. The transcript has 12 exons. The coding region runs from base 56 to 2008 and encodes 650 amino acids.
AGGAAAACUGUAGGGUACUUUCAGCAUAGCUCAUGGCUUUAUUAAACCAUUGAAGAUGAGCCUAAAAGGAUUGGCUUUUGUCAUGACACUGAUUUUUUCAGGAGAACUCUUUGCAGAAGAUAAAUCCUGUGACAUGCCUAAUGUUGAACAUGGAAGGAUUGCUCAAUAUUAUUAUACUUUUAAAAAUCAUUACUUUCCAAUGGACCUAAACAAAAAACUUUCAUUUUCUUGCUUGGCUGGAUAUUCGACCAAGACUGGGAAACAAGAAGAUAUAACUACAUGUACGUCAGAAGGAUGGUCCCCAAAGCCAGAGUGUUUCAAAAAAUGUAACAAACCAGUCUUGAAUAAUGGCUUCUUUUCUGACCAGAAGAUGUUAUACAAAAUUCAAGAAACUCUCCAUUACAGAUGUGCUUCAGGAUAUAAAACUACUGGAGGAAAGGAUGAAGAAGUACUACAAUGUCUUGCCAAGGGGUGGUCUUCUCAGCCAAGUUGUAACAAGGAACUUGAAACUUGCCUGGUCCCUGAGUUAUAUCACGGGAAUUACUCCACAAGCCAGAAGAUCUUCAGAGUAAAAGAGAAACUGAGCUAUGCCUGUGAUGAUGGAUACUUCACUAUUGGGGGAAAGAGAUCUGAAGAGGCAGAAUGUCAUCCGUAUGGAUGGUCUCUCACUCCAAAAUGUACUAAAUUAACCUGCUCUCCUUUAAGAGUAAUAGAAAAUGGACACUUUAAUCCCAUGAAGAAAACCUAUGAAGAGGGAGAUGUAGUUCAAUUUUUCUGCCUUGGAAAUUACUAUCUCAGUGGGUCAGAUUUAAUUCAGUGCUAUCAUUUUGGAUGGUACCCAGAACCUCCAGUGUGUGAAGAAAGAAGAAAUAGAUGUCCUCCACCACCGCUGCCUCCAAAUGCCAAAAUGCAAACUCAUCCCAAUACCUUCUGGCAUGGAAAAGUAAUUCACAUAGAAUGUGAGCUUAACUUUCAGAUGGAAGGAUCAGAAGAAAUACGCUGUGAAAACGGGAAAUGGACAGCACCUCCAAACUGCAUUGAAAUAAAGGAGAAAAUAGCAUGUGAGGAGCCACCUGCCAUCAUGAAUGGCACAGCAAACCUCCUUUCCAAGAUCUAUUACAGUGGGGAUAAAGUGACAUAUACUUGUGAAAAUGGUUACCAUCUUGAGGGAUCUGAUGAGAUAAUUUGUAAAAAUGGAAAAUGGACCCCAUCUCCCAAAUGCAUUGAAAACAGUGAAAACUGUAAGCCUCCACCUGAGAUUGAACAUGGGACUAUUGCUGAUGAAUUAUUGCCAAGCUAUGUAACAGGGUCCUCAGUGGAAUAUAGAUGCAAUGUAUAUUACUUGUUGAAUGGAUCUCAGAAAUCACAGUGUGUGCAAGGAAAGUGGUCAACUCCACCUAUUUGCUUAGAGCCAUGCAUUGUUAAUGCUGAUCAUAUGAACAGUAAUAACAUAGAAAUGAAGUGGAAUAUUGAAGGAGAGAGAUACUUUUUACAUGGUGAUAAUAUAGAUUUUGUAUGUAAACAGGGAUAUGAUUUAUCCCCAUCAACGAGACCUUCUGAACUGAUAGUACAGUGUAACAGAGGAGAACUGAAAUAUCCAACAUGUGUUAGAAAAGAAUCUGAAGGAAAGUGUGGGUCUCCUCCAAUGAUUAGAUAUGGCAAUAUUAUUGGCUCAUCACAAAAGAGUUAUGAAAAUGGCUCCUCAGUAGAGUAUAGAUGUUUAGAUUAUCAUUUCCUGCAAGGGUCCAAGAUAGCCUAUUGCUUGCAGGGACAGUGGACUACGCCACCUUCAUGUUUAGAACCUUGCAUGUUAUCUUCAACUGAGAUGGAAAAUAAUAAUUUGAUUUUGCAAUGGAGUUUUGAUGACAGGCCUUAUUUUUUCCAUGGCGAGUACAUUUCAUUUCUCUGUAAAGGGAACACUUUUCUAGCUGCAUCUUUUACGGAAUCUGAAUUGAGAGUGCAGUGUCACAGAGGGCAACUGAAAUAUCCACAGUGCACUGAAAAAUAAAGGAUUUAAUACAACCAACAACUAUUAAGGAUAUGAAAAAAUGAUGGAAAGAAGAGGCACAUUUGAGAGCAUCAUAAAAUACAUUGUACUUAAGAAGAAUAAAAAUAUCAUUUACAAUAAAUUACCAUUUGAGCUUUUUACAACUUUCAGCCAGA